CUCAGCUUCGAAACUGUCAAGAUGACGACUCCUCAGGCUGUUGCGACGGAAUUCGUCCAGUUCUACUAUAGCGAGUUUGACAAGGGAAGGGAAGCGCGCGCCGCAUGGUCGAACCUGGUCUACACUGAUCAAUCCGUCCUGACCUUCGAAUCGACCGAGCACCGAGGCAAGACCGCCAUCGCAGAGAAGCUAUCGGGUCUGCCUUUCGAGGUUGUCAAGCACCAGGUCUCAACACUUGAUGUUCAGACUACGGUUCACGAUGGUAUCAUCAUCUUGGUCACCGGCCAGCUGCUGGUGGACGAAGAGCAGCGGCCGAUGAACUUCAGCCAGGUAUUCCAGCUUCUCAAGGCUGAGGAUAGGUGGUAUGCACUUAACGACAUCUUCAAGCUGGUCCUGGGUUGA
Messenger RNA from Pyricularia pennisetigena, 402 nucleotides. RefSeq lists its product as uncharacterized. The coding region runs from base 22 to 402 and encodes 126 amino acids. The transcript has 6 exons. Gene Ontology annotation, biological process: protein import into nucleus. Gene Ontology annotation, cellular component: nuclear pore central transport channel. The record is from RefSeq and is a predicted model, not a curated record. NCBI's taxonomy places the organism in Eukaryota, Fungi, Ascomycota, Sordariomycetes, Magnaporthales, Pyriculariaceae.